CAAGGUAAAAAACACGUUUAAAAGUAUCUUGUGCUGAAGAAUUUCCAUUGAAAGUCCACGUUCCAUACCAGAGAAACAUGGCCACUAAAGGACAAAUAAUAAAGUACAUUUUAGGAUUUAUAAUGGCUGUCCUGCUGGGAGUAUGUGUUGUGGAAAACCUUCAAUUCCCAGACGAACAGACACAUCACAUUGAGAAAAGAGCAGUGUCACCAGGAUUUACUACACCAAUGGCUACAACUGAAGCAGCAGCACCACCAACAACAACAACAACAAGAAGACCAACAACCAAAACAACAACAACAACAACAACAACAACAAGACCAACAACCAAAACAACAACAACAACAACAACAACAACAACAACAACAACAAGAGCAACCAAAACAACAACAACACCAACAACAAGGACACCAACAACAACACAAACAACAACACAAACAACAACAAAUAAUACUGCUACACCACCAACAGUUCUUCAAAUGUCAAUGAGAAUAGAUCAAAUAUUUGACACCAGUCUUACUAACGAAACUGGAACGAAGUAUAAAUUUUAUGUCGAAAACAUUGAAUCAGCAAUUGACACAAGUUACAAGGAUCUUUCUACUUAUAUUAAAGGUUCAGUAAACGUAACUGGCUUCAGGUCUGGUAGCAUUAUAGCAGACUACACGAUCAAAACAGUCAACAACAGCAGCAUCAGUGUUGAUUUAUCAUCAGCAAACACACAGGUUUCUAAGAUUCUCUCAAAAGUGGGAAUCCCUGUAGAUCCAGACGGUUUUUCGGAGAGAAACGAAACAAUAUUGACCACCAAAGAUAUAUAUUAUCCUCAGCAAAGUAUGAAAUUGAGGUGUUCUUAUCCAAAAUCUGUUCUUGGAAGAAUUAAAUGGUUGGUGAAUAAAAAAGAUCCGGAAAAAAACAGAGCAAAAUACACCAUUACAAGUGAUGGUAGCAAGAGCACUCUCAUGGUGAAAGAUGUUAGUGAGAGUGACGGUGGUAUAUACUCGUGUAUCAUACAAAGAAGCACGAUACAAAUACCUUAUGUUCAGUGGCAAAAAAUUGUUAUUGAACAACGUCCCAAUAUCAUAGUGGAUAAAACUGAAAUAAGGUUGCCAUGUACAGAUCAAGAUCAGACUGUCACAUUAAGAUGCUGUGAUGAACACUACCCAAUUGAGUGGGAUCGGAUUCCUUUUGGGAGUGAAUUGAUAAAACCAGAGUCUGGCUGUAUCACAUUACAGCAUAAAAUCUUGAGCACAAGUUGUGAAUCUAAUGAAAUUGCAAUAUGUCGUCUAAAGAACAUGAAAGAAUUAGAAAUGUUUGAGUAUUACAAGAAAAUAAUCCAUGUUCAGACAGUCAGAGAUUUUGACUGUAAAAAACAAUCCCUUGGAGUUGGAAAAUUAGGUGAAUUUGUAACAGGUCCCUGUGUAAAAGGCCUGGAAGGCCACAUAACUUAUCAAUGUCAACAGGCAAAUUCUUCAUUUUCUUGGAAACCUACACAGAGUGAAUGUGUAGUUGAAUCUAUCAAAGACCUUGAGAGGAGAGCUAAGUUCUUGCCUGAAGAAGAGAUUCCAGGUUUUAUGUCAACCCUCAGUAAAGCUGCAGAUCAGAAUAAUGUUGAGAUCACAAAAUCUGCUUCAACUGUCCGAACAAUAGUUGAGAUACUCUUCAAAAUUGCUGAUAUCUCACAAACUUUUAACAUUAAUGAACCUGUGAUAAAGGAUUUUCUUAAAACAGUGAAUUUAAUUGUAGCAGAUGAAUCUAAAAACACUUGGGCAGAAUUAAAGAAUGGUCAGAAAACAGAAAACAGAAGCACUGAACUUUUACAAGCUAUUGAGAAAAUAAGUGAUCGUCUCUCAAAUGACAAUUUUAUGUUCAAUGAAGGGUCCGUUCAGUUGAAUAGAACAACAAUUAAAAACUCAUUCAUCGGAACGUCUCUACUACCAAACUCAACUACUCAGAUUGAGAUACCAAAUGUUGUUAAAUCGGACCUUACAAUAACCAUUAUUGUUUUCACAAAGCUUGACUAUGUUCUGCCUACUCGCACUACUACUAUUAAUGACAACAAAACAUCAGAAAACCGCAUUAAUGGAGACGUGGUUGUGGUUAAGGCAAAGGUUAAUAAUACCAUUAACAACAUUUUGCUUACUUUUGACAAGACAAAUGUGUCGUUGGGAAAUCCCCAGUGUGUUUUUUGGAACUUUGAUCUCGAUCGAUGGGAUUCAACUGGAUGUAAGGUCAAGAUCUCAGGAAAUGAAGCGGACAAGGUUACAUGUGAAUGCACUCACACAACUUCUUUUUCAAUCCUGAUGUCACCAGAUGCACCUGAAAUCCCUGGUAAACAAAGAGCCUAUAUAACAUACAUUGGAGUAGGUAUCUCUAUAGCCUGCUUGGUUUUUUGUCUUUUUCUUGAGAUGUGUGCAUGGACAUUGAUGACAAGAAAUGGGACGUCUUACAUGAGACAUGUCUCCAUAGUCAACAUUGCUGUGUCUCUCCUAAUUGCUGAUAUCUGUUUCAUCAUUGGAGCUGCGAUUGCAGAUCAAGACAUAACACAAGGGCUGAUGAUCUCCGUGGCUCGCUGCACUCCAGUGGUUUUCUUCAUGCACUUUUUUUAUUUGGCUCUUUUCUUCUGGAUGCUCUUUUCAGCACUUUUGCUUCUUCACCGCAUUGUCACGGCCCUUUCUCAAAUGUCAAGGACUAAAAUGAUGAUCAUUGCCUUGACAGUUGGUUAUGGUGCACCUUUGCUCAUAGCAGUUAUUACUGUUGCCUCCACAGCCGGAGCUGAAAACUAUGUUUCAAAAGAAAAUUCAUGCUGGCUGAACUGGACUGAAUCUAAGGCCCUGCUGGCAUUUGUGAUUCCAGCUCUGACUAUUGUCGCCUUUAUGUGUGUGGUCUUGUGCAAGAUGUUAAGGAGAAGGGUUGGUGCUACAUCCCAACCAGAUGAAAGGGAUGUUCUUGUUGUCAAUGUCCGAUUUGUGGCCAUUCUAACUCCUAUCUUUUGCCUAACAUGGGGAUUUGGGAUUGGAACAAUGGUGUCAUCUGACUUUGGCGUUCGUGUGGUUUUUGCCGCACUUAAUUCACUGCAGGGAUUAUUUGUUUUGGUGUUUGGGACACUUUCUGACAGCAAGGUCCUAGAGUCCCUGCCUGGAAAGCUUAUACUGUAUAACUUUGGUUCCGGUCGUACCAGGCGAAAUAAUCCACAGACAUCAUCCACAAGUCGCUUACAAAGGAUGAGUGUGGCCAAUACAUCUGGAACCCGAAGUCUCUCAACAGCUUCAUCUUCUAGCUUGAGUUGAAUAAUUACAGGUAGCAGUUGUAGCCUAAUGGUUAAAAAGCUGCACUCGUAAACUGAAGGUCUCCGGUUUAAUUCAUAUUUGACCAUCACAUCAAUUCACCUUGCUGCAGGAAACAUUCAUUGAUGCUGUGCAAGUGUGAUUUAUAUUGUCUUCAACCAUAGCAAAUAUAUUCCAAUAUUGGAAUUUAUGGUAGAAUUAGCCAAAAAAUGUCAUUAAAAGCUUUGUAAACUAGACGUUUUAUGCCAAAAUUUAAAUCACAUUUAAGUUGAAAUUUGAAGCCUCCAAUCGUUAAGACAAUAGUGACAAGUUGUCACUAACAACCUGGUUCAAGUUUAAGUGAGCUUUAGUGUCAUGGUGCUAAGGAGACAAAGAAGGUCACGCAAUGUUUAACUUUAUAUAUAUGUUAUAUAUUCAACAUGUAUGAACUUGCACAAAUCCAAUCAGAUGUAUAGCUAAAAUAAAAUACAUUUUUGACUCAAUCUAUGUAUAUUAACUGGGUUUUCUGAAUAUGUGACUUCAAAGCUGAACAUGCAUAGAGUACCGUUAACUUUAUGUGCAAGUUUGCAUUAAUCAAAUCUUUUUUUUCGUUUUGUUUUCUUGAAAUUCAUUGUGAAUGAACUUAUUUGUAAGUCUGUUGAUUAAAAGGACUAAAAACAUACUGGUUUUACUUUAUUAUGCUUGGAUUAUCAAAAUAAAUAUAGGUGAUAGUU
Messenger RNA from Triplophysa dalaica, 3994 nucleotides. Its product is annotated as adhesion G-protein coupled receptor F1-like. Lineage: Eukaryota; Metazoa; Chordata; Actinopteri; Cypriniformes; Nemacheilidae. Bases 78 to 3284 code for a protein of 1068 amino acids. The transcript has 17 exons. Gene Ontology annotation, molecular function: G protein-coupled receptor activity. The record is from RefSeq and is a predicted model, not a curated record. Gene Ontology annotation, cellular component: membrane. Gene Ontology annotation, biological process: G protein-coupled receptor signaling pathway; cell surface receptor signaling pathway.